Molecule: messenger RNA, 1993 nt
Organism: Linum trigynum
Lineage: Eukaryota; Viridiplantae; Streptophyta; Magnoliopsida; Malpighiales; Linaceae
Source: the annotation of a GenBank genome assembly
UUCAAUAGUAUGCUCAGAAGGGCUUUUUUCCCCACUUUCACUAGUUAUGGUCCGAUGCUCUGUUCUUCGCGCAGCAGCCAUGGAAGUGAGGUUUCCUGUUCUGGCGCUGAUGCUCUGUUUUUUGCUGGGUGUGGGUUCGGGUAAUCCUGUUUCCUUGCGGAGUGCGGAUUCAGGGGUUUCUUCUUCGUUUCCUAGCAAUUUCCUGUUCGGGACGGCUUCUUCUUCGUAUCAGUUCGAAGGGGCUUACUUGUCCGAUGGCAAAGGUCUCAACAACUGGGACGUUUUCACCCAUACUCCAGGCAACAUUGUGGAUGGAACCACCGGAGACAUUGCGGUUGACCACUACAAUAGAUAUCAAGAAGACUUGGACCUGAUGAGUCAUCUUGGCGUCAAUAGUUACCGUUUCUCAAUAUCAUGGUCAAGAAUCCUACCUAAGGGAAGGUUUGGAGGAGUAAAUCAAGCUGGGAUUGUUCAUUACAACAACCUCAUCAAUGAACUUCUACAAAGAGGAAUCCAACCCUUUGUCACAUUAACUCACUAUGACAUCCCUCAGGAACUUGAAGAAAGAUACAGAGCAUGGCUAAGCCCCCAAAUACAAGAAGACUUCAGAUACUAUGCAGAAGUGUGUUUCAGCUCCUUUGGAGACAGAGUGAAGCACUGGGUCACAUUCAACGAGCCCAACGUCGCAGCAAUCAGGAGUUACAGAUCAGGAAUCUUCCCGCCAUCGCGAUGUUCUGGCUCGUUUGGGAACUGCAGCCAUGGAGAUUCAGGGACAGAGCCCUACAUCGCAGGACAUAACAUGAUCCUGUCGCAUGCCGCCGCUGUCAACCUUUACCGUACCAAAUUCCAGAAAGAACAAGGAGGCAGCAUUGGACUGGUUCUGAAUGCUUUAUGGUAUGAACCCAUCAGCGAUUCCACAGAAGAUCAGUUGGCAGUGGAAAGAGCCCUGGCUUUCUUCAUGAACUGGUUCCUAGACCCUGCCAUAUUUGGAAGAUACCCUGAAGAAAUGCGACAGGUUCUCGGGUCGACAUUGCCCGAAUUUUCGAGCUACGAAUCGAGGCUUCUGAAGAGGAUAGGUCUGGACUUCAUCGGGAUCAAUCACUACACAAGUUUCUACAUAAAGGACUGCAUGUUUUCGUCGUGUGAACAAGGUCCAGGAGCUUCGAAGACAGAGGGGCUGGCUUUAAGGCUUGAGCAGAAGAAUGGUUCCUACAUUGGAGAACCGACCGCAGUUGAUUGGUUAUUCGUUUAUCCUCGAGGGAUGGAAAAGAUUGUGACAUAUAUAAAAGAGAGGUACAACAAUGUACCCAUGUACAUUACUGAAAAUGGGUUUGGCCAGACUCGGGAUAUACUCAAUGAUGUCAGGAGAGUGGAUUACAUGACCAGCUACCUGGAUGCACUGGAAACUGCAAUCAGGAAAGGAGCAGAUGUGAGAGGGUAUUUUGCAUGGUCGUUGCUGGACAACUUCGAGUGGACGUCAGGGUACACGACGAGGUUUGGGCUGUACCAGGUUGAUUUCCCCAGUUUGAAAAGAAUCCCAAGACUCUCAGCAACUUGGUACAAGAACUAUAUUGAGAACUUCAAGGUUGUGACAAGAGGAGCUUCCUUCCUUUGACCUGGGCCUAACAUUUUUGGGCUUGGCCUAGACCACAUUUUGUUGGGCUUUUCUCUAAAUCAUGCUAAAAUUGUAUAAAUAAUUGAUGUGGUUUGGCUUUGAACUUAUAAGGCAUCGAGUAUAGGGGUGGCAAAUAGGGUGAGGGUAAUUAGAACUUCUCCCUCCUUCUACCUUAGUGAUAGUAGAGUUUCAUAUACAAAGUACAGUUUUAGUAUUCAAAUUUAUUUAGUGUCUAAAAUUAAUUUUGUUUACAUAAGUCCUAACAAUAUUGAUGAAAAAUUAUGUUUUAGAACCUAAACUUUUUCUCUUGCAUUUUAAUACCUAAAUUUUUUAAAAUUUACAAAUAGCUCAACGGUUAAAGAAACUUCUGUUCUGGAC